CCCAAUUUGGAAAUAAAAAGAGUGGGAAUGCCUAGGGCGGCUCCAGCGCCCAAAAGCGGAAGUUUAUCCAUAAGGGGACGGAAGUGAGGUCGGGAACAGCUGGUGGAAGGGCAGCAUGAGCCCAUGGCGGGGGCCGAGGCCUGGGCGGCGGGGCCGGCGGUGCUGCUGCCGGACAGCCUCCUGGUGGAGAUCUUCCUCUUCCUGGGCCCCCGGGACCUGCUCUCGGCCGGAGCCUCCUGCCGCCAGUGGCACGCCGUGGCCCAGGACCAGGCCCUCUGGAAGGAGCUCUUCUACCGGCACUUCCGCCUCCCGAGAGACCUCCCUCGGCACCCCGGGGCCACUUCCUGGAGCGGGGAGUUCCGCCGGCUCUUUGAGGGCGUUCCCUGCCUGGAGACGGAGGCCCUGAAGCAGCACGCAGACCACGUCCUGCACCUCGCCUUCUCCCGCAGCGGGGACCUCUUCGCCUCCUGCUCCAAGGACUGCACCGCCAAGAUCUGGAGCACGGGCCCGGAGGAGAUCUCCCUGCAGCACAGCGCCAGCAUGAAGGAGUACAACUGGAGCUACACCCAGUUCUCCCAGUUCAGCCCGGACGACUCCUUGCUGCUCGUCUCGGGGGUCUUCCUGGGCCCACGCAGCUCCUCUUCCGGGGAGAUCGCCGUCUUCAGUCUGGAGGACUUCUCCCUGGUGUCCCGGGUGCGGAACAAGCCCCCCGACCUCCUGGGCUGCUGGCUCAACGAGACCAACCUCCUCUCGGGGAACCUGCACCGCAUCGGCUACCUGACCUCCUGCUCCGUCCUCUGGCUCAGCAAUGCCUUCCAGGACAUUGAGUCGGAGAACACCAACGUGGUCAAGCGGCUCUUCAAGAUCCAGAACCUGAACGCCAGCGCCGUCCGGACGGUGAUGUUGGUGGACUGCAGCCGCCACGACUCCCCCGACCUCUUGCUGGACGGCGGAGAGCCCCGGGGGGUGGACCUGUCUGGCCACAGCCGGGAGGGAGGCAGGGACGGCCGUGGGGCGGAGGUGGCCGAAGGGGCGGCGGAGGGCGGCCUGAGCGGCUUCCUGGGCCUCUGUCCAGACCGGACGGAGCUGGAGGCCGAGGCCCGCGUGGCCCGGAUCAUGGCCCGGAGGAGGACCAAGCCCCCCGAGGGGGACCUGCUCUGCGACCGAGGAGGGAGAGCGGCCCACAAGUACCUGGUCUUCACCACCGGAUGCCUCACCUACGUGCCCCACCAGAUCGGGAUCAAGCAGAUCCUUCCGCACCAGAUGACCACGGCCGGCCCUGUCCUGGGAGAGGAGCAGCAGUCGGAGCACUUCUUUGACUCGCUGGACCACGUCUUCGACAUCCACGGGCAGAUCGUCGGGAUGGGGCUCUCCCCGGACCACCGGUACCUGUAUGUGAGCUGCCAGGCCUGGCCCCCCGGGCGCCUCCCCUGGGACCCCCUGCAGCCGCCCCCCGCCUCCCCCCAGGUGGACCUGCGCGUCCUGGACCUGCGGACCCUCAAGGAGGCCAAGCGGGGCCUUUGCGCCCACCGGGCCCCCCCUCCCGCCGGGAUGCGGCCCACCUGCGCCUGCCUGGCCGUCAGCAGGGACUUCGUGGCCAGUGGGGCAGAGGGCGGCCAGGCCUUCGUCUGGGACCGCCACUACGACGUCUGCCUGGCCAGGCUGCGCCACGGAGAGCCCGUCCACGCCGUGGCCUUCAGCCCCACCCAGCAGGAGCUGCUCCUCACCGCCGGGGCCGACGGCGUCAUCCGGGUCUGGCGCUCGCCCAGGAGGGUCCGGCGGAUGCGGGCCGGGGGGCUGCCCCACCCUUGACCUCCACGACCCCAACACAUAUUUCCCCCCACGUGCAAUGUGUGAUGCUUUGUGCCACGGACCUCAAUAAAAGCUUCCCUCGAGUGCAAAUGGCCUGAAAGGUGGGCACAAGUCUACAUCCCUAUCUCACAGGCAUGGCAAACUCAGGCCUUCCAGCUAUUAAUUGAUAUAUAGAUAUAGAUAUAUUGAUAUACAGUAGAGUCUCACUUAUCCAACACUCGCUUAUCCAACAUUCUGGAUAAUCCAAGCCAUUUUUGUAGUCAAUGUUUUCAAUAUAUCAUGAUAUUUUGGUGCUAAAUUCAUAAAUACAGUAAUUACUACAUAGCAUUACUGCGUAUAGAACUACUUUUUCUGCCAAAUUUGUUGUCUAACAUGAUGCUUUGGUGCUUCAUUUGUAAAAUCAUAACCUAAUUUGAUGUUUAAUAGGCUUUUCCUUAAUCCCUCCUUAUUAUCCAACAUAUUCGCUUAUCCAACAUUCUGCCGGCCCGUUUAUGUUGGAUAAGUGAGACUCUACUGUAUAUAGAUAUAUAUGUGUGUGUGUGUGUGUAUAUAUAUAUAUAUGUAUAUGUAUAUGUGUUAGAAACGACUUGAGAACAUAGUGCAAGUUGCUUCUGUUGAUAGAGAAUUGGCCGUCUACAGAGACGUUGCCCAGCGGUCAUUGUACACAUGUGUUACCAUCCUGCUGGGAGGCUUCUCUCAUGUCCCUGCAAGCUAGAGCUGACAGAAAAGAGCUCACCCCGUCUCACGGAUUCGAACCAGCAAUCCAGCCGGCACAAGGGUUUAACCCAUUGCACCACCGCGGCGCCAUUAAUAUAUUGAGGUAUUUAUUAUUAUAUUAUUAUUACUACUCUUAUUAUUAUUAUUAUUAAAUAUAUUAUUAAAUAUAUUAUUAAAUAUUCACAAUAGUAGAAUAUA
Messenger RNA from Anolis carolinensis (green anole), 2727 nucleotides. It is a transcript of the gene fbxw5, whose product is annotated as F-box and WD repeat domain containing 5. The coding region runs from base 124 to 1812 and encodes 562 amino acids. Gene Ontology annotation, molecular function: protein binding. Gene Ontology annotation, biological process: protein ubiquitination. The record is from RefSeq and is a predicted model, not a curated record. Gene Ontology annotation, cellular component: SCF ubiquitin ligase complex; Cul4-RING E3 ubiquitin ligase complex. The transcript has 9 exons. Lineage: Eukaryota; Metazoa; Chordata; Lepidosauria; Squamata; Anolidae.